Molecule: messenger RNA, 4598 nt
Organism: Nerophis ophidion (straightnose pipefish)
Lineage: Eukaryota; Metazoa; Chordata; Actinopteri; Syngnathiformes; Syngnathidae
Product: kelch-like protein 28
Exons: 6
Coding region: 204-1946 (580 amino acids)
Molecular function (GO): protein binding
Source: RefSeq, a predicted model, not a curated record
UUUUAUUUUGAAAGUAGCGGAAGCGUGUGCGUGCUGUUUACUCACUCGUUUAUUUAAAGAGCUCAUCUGUAGCGUUGUAGCUAGCUUGGCAAUUGCUUGUUUUCCUUAUUGGCGCCCGGGGUUUCCACUCGUCGUUACUGCUGAACUCCAUCACUGCAGAAUUGAAUACCACAGCGGCUAACCAGGCGGACAUUACGUUCCAGAUGGAUCAACAGGACCAGGCCUAUAUGUUUGCCCGUCUCACACGGCCACAUUCUGAACAGCUGCUGCAAGGUCUUCAUUCUGAACAGCUGCUGCAAGGCCUUCAGCUCUUACGGAAAGAUCAUGAACUAUGUGACAUUGUGCUCCGUGUGGGUGACGCCAAGAUCCAUGCCCACAAAGUAGUGCUGGCCAGCAUCAGCCCUUACUUCAAAGCCAUGUUCACGGGUAACUUGUCCGAAAAGGAGACGGCUGAAGUCGAAUUCCAAUGCAUUGACGAGACUGCCUUGCAGGCAAUUGUUGAGUAUGCUUACACUGGCACAGUAUUUAUCUCCCAGGAAACUGUGGAAUCUCUGCUGCCAGCAGCCAAUCUACUGCAGGUCAAGCUAGUACUAAAGGAAUGCUGCUCCUUCUUAAAGAGUCAGCUGGAUGCUGGGAACUGUAUCGGCAUUUCCCGCUUUGCAGAGACGUAUGGCUGUCAUGAUUUGUGCCUGGCUGCAACUAAGUUCAUCUGUGAAAAUUUUGAGGAAGUUUGUCAGACCGAGGAAUUUUUUGAACUAACAAGAGCUGAGUUGGAUGAAAUUGUGUCCAAUGACUGCCUUAAAGUGGUGACAGAGGAGACAGUUUUUUAUGCCCUAGAGUCGUGGAUUAAAUAUGAUGUAACUGAACGACAACAACAUUUAGCUCAGCUGCUGCACUGUGUGCGCCUUCCACUCCUCAGCGUCAAAUUUCUCACUCGUUUAUAUGAAGCCAACCACCUUAUACGAGAUGACCACGCAUGCAAGCACCUGCUAAACGAGGCCCUCAAAUAUCAUUUUAUGCCUGAGCACCGGUUGUCGUAUCAGACUGUCCUGUCUGCACGACCCAGGUGUGCCCCGAAGGUGCUGCUGGCAGUAGGAGGCAAGGCUGGACUGUUUGCCACCUUAGAAAGCAUGGAAAUGUAUUUCCCUCAAAAAGACUCAUGGAUAGGACUAGCUCCUCUCAGCGUACCCAGGUACGAGUUUGGAGUGGCGGUGCUUGACCAUAAGGUGUACGUGGUGGGCGGCAUCGCGACACACAUGCGUCAGGGCAUCAGCUACAGGAGACAUGAAAGCACAGUGGAGAGCUGGGACCCAGAAAGCAACACCUGGUCUUCGGUAGAGCAUAUGGCAGAGUGUCGCAGCACACUUGGGGUAGUGGUCCUGGCCGGAGAGCUGUACGCACUGGGAGGCUACGAUGGCCAAUAUUACCUCCAGUCUGGGGAAAAAUACGUCCCCAAGUUGAAGGAGUGGCAACCUGUGGCGCCCAUGACCAAAUCUCGCAGUUGCUUUGCCACUGCUGUGCUAGACGGCAUGGUGUAUGCCAUUGGAGGAUAUGGACCAGCGCAUAUGAACAGUGUGGAGCGGUACGACCCGAGCAAGGAUGCCUGGGAAAUGGUAGCCCCCAUGGCAGACAAGAGGAUCAACUUUGGCGUUGGCGUCAUGCUUGGUUUCAUAUUUGUGGUGGGAGGACACAAUGGAGUCUCUCACCUGUCCAGCAUCGAGCGGUACGAUCCCCAUCAGAACCAGUGGACAGCCUGUAGACCAAUGAAUGAUCCACGCACUGGUGUUGGCUCAGCUAUUGUGGAAAAUUACCUGUACGUGGUGGGAGGUCACUCAGGAUCCUCUUACCUGAACACUGUCCAGCGCUACGAUCCCAUUUCAGACCGCUGGUUGGACUCCAGCGGCAUGAUCUACUGUCGCUGUAACUUUGGUCUGACUUCCCUUUGACCCAUGGCCCAUCCAGUUAGCACUUAAUGAGACACCUUUUUAGACACAAAUACCCCCCCCCCCCCCUCCCCCCAGAGAAGAAGAGUUGCACUCUUGCCGACGAAAAAGACCUGAUGAUCAUUUGCCGGCCACAAAAGACACUUCUGCUCUGGCUGCUGGAACACAAUGAGGACUUGGAGCCAUUUCCCAGAGGAUUGGAGAAGAAACCUGUCACUUUUAUUUAAAUAUUUUUGUUAUUCUAACCAUUUUUUUUCUUCCAUGUUUUGUAAUACUUUUUUCUAACGUUCCUUGCUGCAACAAGGACCAAGUGUUCAACAUCUGGAGAACACCGUAGUUUGCUUGUGACAAUGUGUUUGUAGGCUGUGUAGAUGUGUGUAUGUCUGUGUAUGCUCAAAGAGGUAUGUGCAUGUCGGGUUGGAUUGUAUUUUGUUUGGUGUCUGCAUGCAGAACGGAGGCUCGUUUCUGCAACACAAUAUGUGCGUCACAAAAUGAGGACUUAGGAUAUUUUUUUUCACAGAAAGGGCUGCCUGUUCUCUAAUGUGUGCAUAGUGUAAAUACAAUAUAUAUAUAUAUAUAUAUAUAUAAAUAUAUACUUACUGCAUUGCCUGUAAAUGUUUUACCACACAGGGUCAUAUGUAUGUGUGGAGGUGGCUAAUUCUGAAGUUGACCUCUUGUCUGCUUCAUUCUCUGUAUUCACCUCUGUUGCAUUUUUAAGAGCAUGUCUAUUUUUGUUGAACCUCACCCCUUCUGCACCCUUUGGUCUGUCUGCAAUGCCAAUUGUUGCUAGUUUUAGAAUUCUACUGCGGAUCUGUGUUGCCACACACAACUGGAUCAACCCCUGUCUGCUAUAUUACUAUCUUAGUUAUUCAUUUCGUAAAGCACAUGCACCCCAAAGCUGUCCGCUGUUCACCAUAUUUGAUGUAGGAUUUUUUUGUUGUUGUCUUUACUCGAAACCCCAUAGACACACAAUCAAUGGGUCGGUUGUACAGACCCCGUUUCCAUUUGAGUUGGGAAAUUGUGUCAGAUGUAAAUAUAAACAGAAUACUAUAAUUUGCUAAUUAUUUUUAACCCAUAUUCAGUUGAAUAUGCUACAAAGUCAACAUAUUUGAUGUUCAAAUUGAUAAACAUUUUUUUUUGCAAAUAAUCAGUAACUUUAGAAUUUGAUGCCAGCAACACGUGACAAAGAAGUUAGGAAAUGUGGCAAUAAAUACUGAUAAAGUUGAGAAAUACUCAUCAAAGACUUAUUUCUUAUGCAAAACCAGUUACUGUAACACAUGCUGCAGUAUUGUGUAAGACAUGCACCUACAAACAAAGAUUGGGCGAGGUUCACCAAUUUGUAAGCAAAUUGUCGAACAGAUUUAGAACGGUCGGUAAAAUCAUCAUAAGGUUCAGAGAAUCUGGAGAAAUCACUGCACGUAAGCGAUUGAUAUUAUGGACCUUUGAUCCCUCAGGCGGUCCUGCAUCAAAAACCGACAUCAGUGUGUAAAGGAGAUCACCACAUGAGCUCAGGAACACUUCAUGAAACCACUGUCAGUAACUGCAGUUGGUUGCUAUAUCUGUAAGUGCAAGUUAAAAUUCUGCUAUGCAAAGCAAAACCCAUUUAUCAACAACACCAAGGAACGCCGCUGUCUUCGCUGGGCCCGAGCUCAUCUAAGAUAGUGGAAAAGUGUUCUGUGGUCUGACGAGUCCACAUUUCAAAUUAUAUUUUGAAACUGUGGACGUGGUGUGCUCCAGAACAAAGAGGAAAAUAACCAUUCGGAUUGUUAUAGGCGCAAAGUUCAAAAGCCAGCAUCUGUGAUGGUAUGGGGGUGCAUUAGUGCCCAAGGCAUGGGUAACUUACACAUCUGUGAAGGCACCAUUAAUGCUGAAUGGUCCAUACAGGUUUUGGUGCAACAUAUGUUGUCAUCCAAGCAACGUUAUCAUGGACGCCACUGCUUAUUUCAGCAAGACAAUGUCAAGCCACGUGUUACAAAAGCGUGGUUUCGUAGUAAAAGAGUGCGGGUACUUUCCUGGCCCGCCUGCAGUCCAGACCUGUCUCCCAUCGAAAAUGUGUGGCGCAUUAUGAAGCGUAAAAUACAACAGCGGAGACCCCGGACUGUUGAACGACUAAAGCUCUACAUAAAAUAAGAAUGAGAAAGAAUUCCACUUUCAAACCUUCAACAAUUAGUUUCCUCUGUUCCAAAAAAAUUUAUUUAGUGUUUUUAAAAGAAAAGGUGAUGUAACACAGUGGUGAACAUGCCCUUUCCCAACUAAUUUGGCACGUGUUGCAGCCAAGAAAUUCUAAGUCAAUUAUUCGCAAAAAAAAAAAAAAAAAGUUUAUGAGUUUGAACAUCAAAUAUCUUGUCUUUGUAGUGCAUUCAACUGAAUAUGGGUUGAAAAGGAUUUGCAAAUCAUUGUAUUCCGUUUAUAUUUACAUCUAACACAAUUUCCCAACUCAUAUGGAAACGGGGUUUGUAGGUUAAUUGCAUUAUUUGCUUUGUCACAAAUCAGUGGCAUGUUAUUUUUGGUGCAACCCCUAAACCCCUUGCCAAAGAACUGAGAGCAUUUUCAUGUGUGCCACAAAGUCUGAAAUUGUAAUUUUUUAUUUUUUAAAUUUAAUAUUGUGGCAUUAAAUCUAGCCAUGCUGCCAAAGAGCAUGCUGACAAUAUUGGA